CGGACGGUUCGUGAAGUUCACUAUGAUGUCUAAAUUUUCCAAAUCAUUGGAAGCAAUACCUCGCCAACGCAGCUUCGCCUGCCUCUCAUUGAAGUUUGGGAGUUUAUUCUCUGGAUUAGCUAUAAUUUUAUAUUCAAUACUCGCGCUCGCACAAUGCAUCGUUGCGUUCAGCCAUUUGCCAAAAGAGUUUACUUCAGAUGACUUUAACAUUGUCUUUACUUACGCUGUGUUAAUUGGAGUUACAUUCACACACGCCUUGACUUUGUUCCUGAGUGCCAUAUUACUCGUGGGAAUUAUCAGGGAGAAACUGCCACUAAUGAAACCAUGGAUCGUGUGGACGUCCAUUCAAGUGAUUAUGUCAGUCAUUAUGUUUGUUUUAUGGACUACCUUUAGUCUGGUGAAUCACGAAGGAAGUGGAUCAUUACUACUCUAUGUCAUAGAGUUCUUAGCUUUAAUGAUUCGUUUCUACAUGCUGAUGAUUGUGGCCAGUUUCUAUAAACAAGUAGAGGAAACAGGAGGAGAGACAGAAAGACUAAAGAAUAUUAACAUAGAUAGUUGGUAUACUGUUUGAUACUCCAUAUUAUGCCUAUUUGCAGUUAAAAAAUAAGCUAAAAAAAUAUUGUUUCAUUUAUAAGGCGAUUUUUUUUAUAAAUAGGUUUUACGGUUCUAUAAACUGUAACCAAAAUUUUGAUUAUCCUGUAUUUUAGUUUUUAUUAUAGUAAAAUUAAACAACGCAAGUAUUCA
This is a messenger RNA of Pieris brassicae (large cabbage white), 744 nucleotides long. RefSeq lists its product as uncharacterized. The record is from RefSeq and is a predicted model, not a curated record. The transcript is spliced from 5 exons. Lineage: Eukaryota; Metazoa; Arthropoda; Insecta; Lepidoptera; Pieridae. Bases 23 to 571 code for a protein of 182 amino acids.